Molecule: messenger RNA, 1021 nt
Organism: Alexandromys fortis (reed vole)
Lineage: Eukaryota; Metazoa; Chordata; Mammalia; Rodentia; Cricetidae
Gene: Ms4a3
Product: membrane spanning 4-domains A3
Exons: 7
Coding region: 147-836 (229 amino acids)
Cellular component (GO): plasma membrane
Source: RefSeq, a predicted model, not a curated record
GGACAGACUCUUCUCUCCUGUGAGGAGAUGGACUUGCAGAGAACGGAGUCUAUCAAAGCCUGAAGCCUCCAAGUGUUGUUAGGAAGCAAUAGAAGGAAGCACCAAGCUUUCGGGUCCUUUCCCGUGCCAGCGACAAGCAGCCCCCAAUGGCUUCCCAGGAAUUCGAUCAUACAGGACUGGGGACCUCAGCACGUGGUACCUCGCCAGGCAGUCACAGAGAGGAGACUGAUGGUUCUGGUUAUCAUCUCCUGGAUGGAUCACAGGAUGUUCAGAGAGGAGUACUGCAAGCCCUCGGGGCUAUCCAGAUCCUGAAUGCAAUACUGAUUCUGGCUCUGGGUGUUUUAUUGAGUUGUUUACAGCAUUUGUCUCAUCAUUUCCAGCAUUUCUUCUUCUUCACCUUCUACACAGGCUAUCCACUCUGGGGUGCUGUGUUUUUUAUCUGCUCAGGAUCCUUGACGGUUGCCGCAGGGAGAAAGCCUACAAGGAUGCUGAUGCAAAACAGUUUUGGGAUGAACAUUGCCAGUGCGACCAUUGCAUUUGUUGGAACUGCUUUCCUCUCUGUACACCUGGCACUCAAUUCCCAGGCACUCAAGGGCUGCCAGUCUUCACCGUCACCUGACUUAUGCAUUUACCUGGGUUCCUCAUCAGAUGGCCUGGUGUCUCUGAUGCUGAUCCUUACCCUGCUGGAGCUGGCUGUGACCAUUUCCAUUGCAGUCAUGUGGUGCCUAGGAAAUGUCUGUGGUUUAAGAGAGGCAGUUUCUUCACCUCCUAAUUCUGCGGAAUCGGGAAUAGCUCCUGAUGGAAGUGAUUCGGAGAACCUGAGCACUCAGCCUUAAAUCACCAAAGACUGAGAGCUUCACUUGAGAACCCAGGAGAGAAUGAGCAGACGAAAUGCAAUCUUUCUGUCAUGGCACGAUCCAUGAGAAAGCUGGGCACCUGUCCCAAUCCUGUCUGCCAUCUCUGUAAAUUCACUAUGGCAUGUUCUAGAUCUUUAUGAAUAAAUGUAUUUCCUUAGACAUUC